Messenger RNA from Syzygium oleosum, 1880 nucleotides. RefSeq names its product catalase isozyme 3-like. Gene Ontology annotation, cellular component: peroxisome; plasma membrane; cytoplasm. The coding region runs from base 146 to 1624 and encodes 492 amino acids. Gene Ontology annotation, biological process: response to hydrogen peroxide; hydrogen peroxide catabolic process. The record is from RefSeq and is a predicted model, not a curated record. Gene Ontology annotation, molecular function: catalase activity; heme binding. The transcript is spliced from 8 exons. Lineage: Eukaryota; Viridiplantae; Streptophyta; Magnoliopsida; Myrtales; Myrtaceae.
CCGCCAGAGAGAUCAUACAUUAUAUAACUCGGAAAAUGGAGAGACGAAGUGAUAGAUGGGCACACACCCAGUUCAGUCUCGCCACCAUUAAGCUUCCAAGCCAAAGCUCCGACUCAAGCUCGCUUCGUCGUCUCUGUCACUUGCCAUGGAUCCUUACAAGCAUCGUCCGUCGAGCGCUUACGAUUCCAGCUUCUGGACAACCAACGCCGGUAUUCCUGUCUGGAACAAUGACUCCUCGCUGACUAUUGGAACUAGAGGUCCGAUCCUCCUCGAGGAUUAUCAUCUGGUGGAGAAACUCGCCACUUUUGAGAGAGAGAGAAUUCCUGAGCGGGUGGUCCAUGCACGGGGAGCUAGUGCAAAAGGGUUCUUCGAGGUCACCCACGACAUCUCUCAUUUGACAUGUGCUGAUUUCCUUCGUGCUCCUGGAGUUCAGACACCUGUUAUUGUCCGUUUCUCCACUGUCAUCCAUGAGCGCGGCAGCCCUGAAACCCUUAGGGACCCUCGAGGUUUUGCUGUGAAGUUUUACACCAGAGAGGGAAACUUUGAUCUGGUGGGGAACAAUUUCCCUGUCUUCUUUGUUCGCGAUGCAAUGAAAUUCCCGGACGCGAUCCAUGCUUUUAAACCCAACCCGAAGUCUAACAUCCAGGAGAACUGGAGGAUAAUUGACUUCUUCUCCCACCAGCCUGAGAGUUUGUCCACGUUUGCGUGGUUCUAUGAUGAUGUUGGUAUUCCUCAGGACUACAGGCACAUGGAAGGAUUUGGGGUCCAUGCUUUUACCUUUUUCAACAAGGCUGGACAGUCGCACUACGUGAAAUUUCACUGGAAACCAACUUGUGGGGUGAAGAAUUUGCUGGAGGAGGAGGCGAUUCGUGUUGGAGGAUCAAAUCACAGUCAUGCGACUAAGGAUCUUUAUGACUCGAUAGCUGCUGGCAACUACCCUGAGUGGAAACUCUACAUCCAAGUAAUGGAUCCUGCAGAUGAAGACAGUUUUGACUUCGAUCCACUUGAUAUGACAAAAAUAUGGCCCGAGGACAUCUUGCCUCUGCAACUAGUAGGCCGCUUGGUGUUGAAUAAGAACAUCGAUAGCUUCUUUAAUGAAAACGAACAGCUUGCAUUUAACCCUGCAUAUGUGGUCCCCGGUAUCUAUUUCUCUGAUGAUAAGCUUCUCCAAGCUCGGAUUUUCGCCUAUUCUGAUACUCAGAGGUAUCGCCUUGGACCAAACUACCUUCAACUCCCUGUUAAUGCUCCCAAGUGUGCUCAUCACAACAAUCACUGGGAUGGUUUCAUGAAUUUCAUGCACAGGGAUGAAGAGGUAAAUUAUUUCCCUUCAAAAUUUGAUCCUGUUCGCCAUGCAGAAAGGUUCCCAAUACCGACUCGAGUCUUGACUGGAAAGCGAGAAAAGUGCAUUAUUGAGAAGGAGAACAACUUCAAGCAGCCAGGAGAGAGAUACCGAUCCUGGGAACCGGACAGGCAAGACCGUUUCAUCAGCCGCUGGAUCAAGGCAUUGUCCGACCCCCGUGUUACCCACGAGCAUCGCUCCAUCUGGAUCUCUUACUGGACUCAGGCUGACAAAUCGCUCGGCCAGAAGCUAGCUUCUCGUCUCAGUGCGCGACCGAGCAUGUGAACGUGAUGAGGGGGCCGAUUCCAGCACGAGCGUGCGAAUGCGGAGCUGGAAGAAGCAUGAAAAGCUAAGUGUUGGCAUGUCUGUUUGCUGUGCUAUGCUGUAAUACAUACUAAGAGGUAUCUUGUGUGGGAAUGCUUGUAAAUUGCUGCUUUGGAAGGAGCAUAAAAGCUUUUUAAGUGCAGGCAUGUUUGUCUGCCGUUCUGUACUCUUUUACCUGAUGUUUCUACUCCAAUAAAGGCCUGCCAUUUUACUAUGC